Molecule: messenger RNA, 3594 nt
Organism: Antechinus flavipes (yellow-footed antechinus)
Lineage: Eukaryota; Metazoa; Chordata; Mammalia; Dasyuromorphia; Dasyuridae
Gene: TRAF7
Product: TNF receptor associated factor 7
Exons: 21
Coding region: 813-2828 (671 amino acids)
Biological process (GO): Notch signaling pathway; ribosomal large subunit assembly
Cellular component (GO): nucleolus
Molecular function (GO): zinc ion binding; protein binding
Source: RefSeq, a predicted model, not a curated record
UGGAUCUGAGGUGUCAAAUAGAAAUAUUCCUGCUGGGGCAUUGUAACUUUAAAAAUCCUAUGAAUAUUUUCUGGGGUACAUUGUAUUUUGUUUUGUUUAUUUUUGUUAAACAUUUUCCAAUUACUUUUUAAUUCAGUUACUGAGAUUGAGCCCUUUAAAUGAGAUGAUUUCUUCUAAAGUCCCUUCCAGGUUUAAAAUUAGGAUUCUCUGACCAAGCCUUGAGACUUUGUUAAGAGAGAACAUCUGGAUAACUGGAGGAGAGAAAUCAUGGAUUGCAAAAUCAAAUCCUAUUUGUUGAAAUCUCUUAUUAUUGAGAUUCAAAAUACUUAAAAAAAAAAAAAAAAACAUGUUUGCUUAGUUGGGAAAAUUGCUUCUCAUUUCACAAGUUAUUUGAAUCUAGCUGGUGCCUCCAUUGACGAUUCUAUGUGACCGAACAUGUGAACAGAAACCUUUUUCUACCUUUCCCCCAUCUUCUCACCUCCCCUGGAAAGCCAAGGGCCUUUAAGAUGAAUCUGUUCCUGCUAAUGAAGAUGGUGGGGGACAGUUUGUCUUCUUAAAAUCAUUUGGUUUGGGACAAACUCAACCCAGCUGCAGCAGGAGUUGUGAUUGGCCGAGAUCUGGGGUUUUCCAGGGUGAUUUGCAUAUUGUCCAGUUCUCUGCAUGCCUUUCUGUUUACAUCACUUUGGAGAGACACAUAGAGGCACCCACGCAGAUUGAACAAGAGACAUUUUGAAAGAGGAUGAGUGUACAGAACCAGCAAGAAUUUCUUAGGAGAGAAAGCUGCCCGUGGAUACUAAAUGCUGCCCUAGAUUAUGAGCUCAAGCAAGAGUGCACGAUAUAAUCGUUUCUCUGGUGGCCCAGCAAACCUCCCUCCCUCGGACAGCACAAACGGGACCAGAAUGGAAACUACCUUUGGUCCUGCCUUUUCAGCUGUUACCACCAUUACUAAAGUAGCUGAUGGGACCAGCACGUACAAACAGCACCGUAGAACUCCCUCCUCCUCCAGCACACUCACCUACUCCCAGAGGGACGAAGAGGACGGCAUGCCCCCGAUCAACACUCCCCGUCGCUCUGAUUCGGCCAUAUCUGUUCGCUCCUUGCAUUCUGAAUCCAGCAUGUCCUUACGCUCCACGUUCUCCCUGCAUGAAGAGGAAGAAGAGCCAGAGCCUCUGGUGUUUGCAGAGCAGCCAUCAGUGAAACUGUGCUGUCAGCUUUGCUGCAGUGUGUUCAAGGACCCAGUGAUCACAACCUGUGGGCACACGUUCUGUAGAAGAUGUGCCUUAAAGUCUGAGAAGUGCCCAGUGGACAAUGCCAAGCUGACCGUGGUGGUGAACAACAUUGCUGUGGCUGAGCAGAUCGGCGAGCUCUUCAUUCACUGCAAGCAUGGUUGCCGCACUGUAGGCAGUGGAAAGCCUGCCACCUUCGAAGUAGAUCCCCGUGGCUGCCCCUUCACCAUCAAACUCAGCUCCAGGAAAGACCAUGAAGGCAGCUGUGACUACCGGCCUGUGAGAUGCCCCAACAACCCCAGCUGCCCCCCUCUGCUGAAAAUGAACCUGGAAGCACAUCUCAAAGAAUGCGAACACAUCAAGUGUCCUCACUCCAAAUAUGGCUGCACAUUCAUAGGAAAUCAGGACACCUAUGAAACUCACUUGGAAACCUGUAAGUUUGAAGGCCUGAAGGAGUUCUUGCAACAGACGGACGACCGUUUUCAUGAAAUGCAUGUGGCCCUGGCACAGAAAGACCAAGAAAUUGCCUUCCUCCGGUCAAUGCUUGGGAAACUGUCAGAGAAGAUUGACCAGCUGGAGAAGAACCUGGAGCUCAAAUUCGAUGUGCUGGAUGAGAACCAGAGCAAACUGAGCGAAGAUCUCAUGGAGUUCCGACGGGAUGCAUCCAUGUUGAAUGAUGAGCUGUCUCAUAUCAAUGCCCGCUUAAAUAUGGGAAUCCUAGGAUCCUAUGACCCCCAGCAGAUCUUCAAGUGCAAAGGGACCUUUGUGGGCCACCAAGGCCCUGUAUGGUGUCUCUGUGUCUACUCCAUGGGAGACUUGCUUUUCAGCGGUUCCUCUGACAAAACCAUUAAGGUGUGGGACACCUGCACAACCUACAAAUGCCAGAAGACCUUGGAAGGCCAUGAUGGCAUUGUGCUUGCGCUCUGUAUCCAAGGGUGCAAGCUAUACAGUGGAUCUGCGGAUUGUACCAUUAUUGUCUGGGACAUUCAGAACCUGCAGAAGGUCAACACCAUCCGAGCUCAUGACAAUCCUGUUUGCACUUUGGUUUCCUCACAUAACAUGCUCUUCAGUGGUUCCCUCAAAGCCAUCAAGGUCUGGGAUAUUGUGGGCACAGAACUGAAGCUCAAGAAAGAGCUCACAGGCCUCAAUCACUGGGUACGGGCCCUGGUGGCCUCUCAGAACUACCUGUACAGUGGCUCCUACCAGACAAUCAAGAUCUGGGACAUCCGAAACCUCGAGUGUAUCCAUGUGCUACAAACAUCGGGAGGCAGUGUCUACUCCAUCGCAGUGACAAAUCACCACAUUGUCUGCGGAACCUAUGAGAACCUCAUCCAUGUUUGGGAUAUUGAAUCUAAGGAGCAGGUGCGGACAUUAACAGGUCAUGUAGGGACCGUAUAUGCCCUGGCAGUCAUCUCCACCCCGGACCAGACCAAAGUUUUCAGCGCCUCCUACGAUCGCUCCCUCAGAGUCUGGAGCAUGGACAACAUGAUCUGCACACAGACUCUCCUUCGGCACCAGGGCAGUGUCACUGCACUGGCCGUCUCCCGGGGUCGUCUGUUCUCCGGAGCUGUAGAUAGCACUGUCAAAGUUUGGACUUGUUAAUGGGAGAAUCCGGGCCAGUCCUCCCCCUGGGAACCACCAGAUCCUUGCCCUGUGUUGUGCCAUCCCAUGGCCAGAGCCUUGGAGGGAAUCCCCAGGAAUGGUUACCACACAAGUCAGCCAAGCAAUUGAUCCUGAACUUUUGCCCCAAAGCUGCUGCCCCAGGUACUGGGCACCCUCCUGGGCAGUGCAGGUACCUCAGCCCUCCUGCUCUGCCUACCCCACCCUAGCCACAGGAUGGAACAUUAAAUGGACCCAUGAUGGACUCUUCCACAAACAAAUACACAUGCACAUGUUCAUGAUAGACCGACACUCCAGCCAGUUCCUCGGAGUCCCCUGUCAGAAUAGCCUGGUGGGCAUGGGGGACCCCAAUCCAGAGGCCCAAUCACUGCUGGAGAAGAGGGGCACACUCCCUUCCCUUUGUAGACGGUAAUAGAUGCUCCCCUGGCACUUGGGGCCUGCUGGUUGGGCCACACACACACAAACACACUCCUUUCCUCCCACCCGUUGUUGUUCGCCAUGCUGCCAAGACACUAUCAAGCUUCUAUCGAAUGGUGGGCUGUUGGGAACGUUUACCUAGGGUCAGGGUCACCAGGUACGAUGCUCAAGGCCCACAGCAGUCCUCCAUUCACAUUCCCCACAUCAUGGAAACCCCUCACCAGGCAAGGGACCGGCCUUGGGUACAUUUUUACUCACAUUUUUUACGGUUUUUAGACUGUAUAUAGAUUUGAUUAUUUCCUCAUUGACAAUAAAAUAUAAAUGGACUGUG